UAUUUGGCAAAAAAAUGAGCUUUAUAAAGCAAUUCUCCACAACACUUAUUCUCAAACUUUUAACAUAUAUAGAAAAAAUGCUUUCUUGACUGUAGUUACUACCCAAGUUUUCACUUUCUUCCCUUACAAUACACUUCUUUAUUCCUAAUCAUUUUAUUUAACUGAUUCCAACUUAUAAACAUCAAUGAUUAGCAUGAUCUAAUCAGAUUUCGAAAAUUAAAAAUGAUAAUCAUGGUAGAAUAAUUACAAGAAAAAAAAUCCAUGACCAAUAAUCUUGAUUCUUGACCAAUAAUCAAGAAAAUCCAUGACCAAUAAUCUUGAUUCUUGACUAAUAAGAAUCUUGUUUUCCUUCAUAGUAUUCUCACUACAUUAAUCUAGGUUUGUUGUUAGGCUUUAGACCAAUAAGCCAAAAAGAACUUAUAAACCAAAAGAAGGAAACUGGAAUCAACUUCUUUAUGCCCUUUUAAUCAAUUUAUAUUAAUCCGAUUAACGAAGUAAUUAUCAUAACCCAAACAAUAAUCGACAAGUUUGACUUAUAAAACAUGUAAUUUAGUGACCACCUUUUUCCCCCCUUCAAUAAUCAGACAACCAAUCGACAUAACUAUAUAAAAAGCCUCGUUGCAGAGGUAAAAAUUAUCGAUCAUUUCCGAAAUCAUGAUAACGUUAGCUAAUGUGUACCAUGUUUUUACUGCGAUCAUCCCACUCUACGUUGCGAUGAUUGCAGCUUAUCUUUCUAUCAAAUGGUGGAAACUUUUCACGCCGGAUCAGUGCUCGGGGAUCAACAAGUUUGUCGCAAAUUUUUCCAUCCCGCUUUUGUCGUUCCAGGUGAUCUCAUCGAACAAUCCUUAUAAAAUGAACUUGAAACUUGCGUCCGCCGAUUUCCUCCAAAAGCUUAUCGCAUUCGUCGUACUGGCAGUGAUUGCCAGAAUGCGAUCGAGAGGGAGCCUGAGUUGGAUAAUUACAGGUUUGUCCUUGUCCACAUUGCCUAAUUCACUUAUUCUAGGAAUCCCGCUAAUACGAGCAAUGUACGGGGACGAAGCGGCGGUACUCUUGGCUCAGAUAGUUGUACUGCAGAGCUUAGUUUGGUACAACCUUCUGUUAAUUCUUUUCGAGAUCGAUGCUGCAAAUGCAGUACCACCGUCACAAGUACCAGGAGAAUCGGAGAAUCCACAAGUACCGGAACCAAUUACGAACGGAGUAAAACAUCAAAGCGAAAGAAGCAUAAGAAUCAUUCUAUUGACAGUCGGAAAAAAAUUGAUCACAAAUCCCAAUACUCAUGCCACAUUGGCAGGGCUCGUAUGGUCGAGCAUACAUUUCAGGUGGGAAGUAAAAUUGCCUAAAGUGAUCGAGAACUCUAUAUUACUAUUAUCAAAUGGAGGGCUCGGAAUGGCUAUGUUCAGCUUAGGUCUUUUUAUGGCAUCACAAGCCCGAUUGAUUGCAUGCGGUACCCGAAAAGCAGUAUUAGCCAUGGCACUGAAGUUUAUAGCAGGACCAUCUCUCAUGGCAGUGCCUUCAAUCGCGCUCGGGUUAAGAGGCACGUUACUCAAAGUAGCACUCGUGCAGGCAGCUCUGCCACAAGGGAUAGUUCCGUUCGUGUUUGCGAAAGAGUACAAUCGACAUCCGGACAUACUGAGCACAGCGGUUAUAUUCGGUAUGCUCGUAGCGGUUCCGAUCGGAUUAGCAUACUACUUCCUGCUGGCUUUGUAA
This is a messenger RNA of Erythranthe guttata (spotted monkey flower), 1707 nucleotides long. It is a transcript of the gene PIN8, whose product is annotated as Auxin efflux carrier family protein. The record is from RefSeq and is a predicted model, not a curated record. Lineage: Eukaryota; Viridiplantae; Streptophyta; Magnoliopsida; Lamiales; Phrymaceae. Gene Ontology annotation, biological process: auxin export across the plasma membrane; auxin polar transport. Gene Ontology annotation, cellular component: endoplasmic reticulum; plasma membrane. Gene Ontology annotation, molecular function: auxin efflux transmembrane transporter activity.